AUGACGAUUUUAGCAAAAAUUCUCACUGUAGUUCUCCUCCACUUCUUCCUCUUCGUUGCACCAUCUACAGCCGAAAUCAUAUCUCUGAAUCUUCGAUCCAAUAACCGACAUAAGAUCCUCAUCUCGGAGUUCAAGUUCUCAAAUGACGGUUACAUUUCCUUCGUGAUCUCCUCCGUGACUGCAACCUCCACCUCAUCACGACCUGAUACUUCACGUUUUGGUUUCAUCCUUCAAUCUCCUAAAGUGAGAAACCGCUUCGAAUUCCAACAAAACACUAUUUGCCCAUUGGAUUUCAAACUAAACACACUCCUCUUUACUUUCCAAGAUCUUUCCCAUGAUCCUCAGACUUCCUUCAACAAAACGUACACUAUUACAAAUCCUGGUAUGAACUCACUCUUCUUUGUCAACUGCAACUAUGAAUCCGUCGUAACCAUGGAUGGUCGCGUAGCGCUCUACAACACCAAUGACGGGACUACCAAAACUAUUUAUCCGGAGAGCUAA
Molecule: messenger RNA, 501 nt
Organism: Lactuca virosa
Lineage: Eukaryota; Viridiplantae; Streptophyta; Magnoliopsida; Asterales; Asteraceae
Source: the annotation of a GenBank genome assembly